Molecule: messenger RNA, 2303 nt
Organism: Hibiscus syriacus
Lineage: Eukaryota; Viridiplantae; Streptophyta; Magnoliopsida; Malvales; Malvaceae
Product: carbon catabolite repressor protein 4 homolog 1-like
Exons: 11
Coding region: 299-2089 (596 amino acids)
Biological process (GO): nuclear-transcribed mRNA poly(A) tail shortening
Cellular component (GO): CCR4-NOT complex; nucleus; cytoplasm
Molecular function (GO): poly(A)-specific ribonuclease activity
Source: RefSeq, a predicted model, not a curated record
UAAGUAAUCAUUCGAUCUGUUCAUUUCCGCCCGCUCUUUCCCUCUCAAAUAAAAUCCUAACUUCUCGUCGUUUCAUUCCUCCGAUCAUUUCUUAUCCCCAAACCCCAAAUUCAAGAAAUUUUCGUGCCGUGUGAGUGGCGGGUUCGCCUGGAAUCCGCUUGAUAAGAUUACAAGUCAUUUCGAUGUAAUUUCUUGUUCUGCUGCCUGCUACUGUUAGUGUAGGAUUGAAUUUGAUCGGUUUACAAAGCGGUGACCGUUGCUAACUGUGACCGGCAAAGAAAGUCCAAGAAGUUGAAGAAUGGCCAGGGCCGCGGGUGUGGCACGGAUGCACUUCCCUUCUGAUAUACCAAUUGUUGGUUGCGAGAUCAAGCCUUACGUGCUCUUUCGCCGACCCAACAAUACCGUUACCACCGAUGAUGUGACCCAGGCCGCUCCUCUUGAUGGUUACUUCUUGAGGUACAAGUGGUUUCGGGUAAAAAUUGAUAAGAAAGCUGCUGUGUGUAGUGUACAUCCCUCUGAGCUAGCCACGUUGCAGUGCAUAGCUUGUGUUAAGGCUAAAAUACCUGUUGCUAAAAGUUACCAUUGCUCUUCAAAAUGCUUCUUAGAUGCAUGGAAGCAUCACCGUGUUCUGCAUGACCGUGCUGCAAGUGCUGUAAAUGAGGAGGUAGUGACAUCUAGCUGUUCCAAUAGCUCAGGAUCUGGCAGCUCAACUGGUUCUGCGUCAAGCACUAGAUUGGGAAAUGUUUCAAAACCUCAUCCAGCUGCAGUUACGCAAAGGGAUGAUGGUGAAAUCUGGAUUGAAGUUGGAUGCUCUAAAACAUAUACACCAAAAGCCAACGAUAUUGGCCAUGUUCUCAAGUUCGACUGCAUUGUUGUUAAUGCUGAAACGAAACUUCAUGUUGGAGAUCCCUAUACUCUUUUGACAUCUCGUGUUAUUCCAGCACCUUCCCCUAGUCCUCGGCGCUUGAUCCCAGUAAGAAGAGAUGAUAUGUCGGGAAAUCUACAUUCAGAUGGUCGUAUUUCAUCCUCUGGAAGUUUUACUGUUCUCUCAUAUAACAUCUUGUCUGACUCAUAUGCCAGCAGUGAGUUAUACAGUUAUUGCCCUUCAUGGGCUCUUUCUUGGCAAUAUCGCAAGCAGAAUUUGUUGCGGGAAAUCGUUAGUUAUCGUGCAGACAUUGUCUGUCUUCAGGAGGUGCAAAACAACCAUUUUGAGGAAGUUUUUGCUCCUGAGCUGGACAAACAUGGAUAUCAAGCUUUAUACAAGAGAAAGACAAAUGAGGUUUACAGUGGAAAUAUACAUACAAUUGAUGGCUGUGCAAUAUUUUUCCGUAGAGAUAGAUUUUCACAUGUCAAAAAAUACGAGGUUGAACUUAAUAAGGGUGCUCAUUCGUUGGUUGAGAUUGCUGUUGAAACUACUCAGAAGAAAGCUGUUUCAGAUCGUUUGGUUAAUGAUAAUGUUGCACUAAUUGUGGUUUUGGAAGCAAAGUUUAGUAAUCAGGGAGCUGAAAAUCCUGGGAAGCGGCAACUUCUUUGUGUGGCAAACACACAUUUAAAUGUUCCACAUGAGCACAAGGAUGUUAAAAUCUGGCAGGUGCAUACUCUCUUAAAGGGACUGGAGAAAAUAGCUGCUAGUGGAGACAUUGCAAUGUUGGUAUCGGGGGAUUUUAAUUCAGUUCCAGGAAGUGCACCCCAUUCACUUCUUGCUACUGGAAAGGUAGAUCCAAUGCAUACAGAUUUACUGGUAGAUCCUCUUGGGAUUUUGCAACCUCGCCGCAAGUUGACUCAUCAGUUACCUCUGGUUAGUGCUUACUCGUCCUUUGUAAGAGGUGUUGGUCCUGGUCUGGAGCAUCACAGGAGAAGAAUGGACCUUUCAACCGGUGAACCUUUAUUCACAAAUUUCACAAGAGAUUUUAGAGGCACCCUAGACUACAUAUUUUACACAGCGGACUCGUUAACAGUCGAGUCAUUAUUGGAACUCUUGGAUGAUGGUAGGUCGAGGAAAGACACAGCACUUCCUUCUCCAGAGUGGUCCUCUGAUCAUAUAGCCCUGUUAGCUGCAUUUCGGUGCGUGCCUAGGCCGAGACGCUAGUGUCGUUAACUGUUGUGGUGGUUGGAAGAUGGCCAAGAAAUGGCGGAGAGGAUACAGAUGAAAAGUAGAAAUGUAAGAAUGGCACAGAUCAUGCUUCUACAUAAUUGUUUUUUCAAGGCAUCUCAUUGGGGGGAUCCUUGCUGUGAUCUGCUGCUUUGUAGUAAUAUGUUGUCACACAUCUUUGUUUCAUAGAGAAAUCAUUCUUUUUUGUCCA